Nicotiana tabacum (common tobacco) is the source of this 967-nucleotide messenger RNA. RefSeq lists its product as uncharacterized. NCBI's taxonomy places the organism in Eukaryota, Viridiplantae, Streptophyta, Magnoliopsida, Solanales, Solanaceae. The record is from RefSeq and is a predicted model, not a curated record.
UACAUAAUAGAAGAAGAGGCAUUGGAUUUGCCCAAAAAACAGAGCAAGAAUCCAGAGUCACAUUUCAAGAAGCAUAGCCUUCCCUUUUUUCGUCCUCUGCCAAAAGGUUGCGUAGUUGACGUUAACUUUUCCAACUAUUCCCUAUUUCACAUCUCCACGCCUUGUUUUCUUCAUUUGCAGAAGCCUGAGCAAGAGCACCUGUCCUCGCGGCUUGAAUGGUUGAUAUCAUCAAAACUUUGAUGCCCGCUGUUCUUUACUUGUCGUUUUGCCUCUCCUUUGGCUCUGUUAAAGAAGCCUGGUACUAUCGCUGUAUUGGCCUUGACCCUUGAGAUCAAUUUUCAUAGAAACUUGUCUAUCUCCUUUGGCUCAAUAACUGCAGCUCUGUAGAAAAUCACCUAGCUGCUUCUUGAAAAUCUAAAAACUUCUUAACUACUAUAUAACAAGAAAGGAGAGAUGGAGAAGAAGCCAAUAAAGAAUACUCCUACUAGGUUCUUGAUCACGGUCAAUGUCUUGGGAAGUGCUGGGCCGUUAAGAUUUGUAGUGAGUGAGAAUGAUAAGGUUGCUGGUGUUGUUGAAAUUGCCCUGAAACAAUAUGCUCGUGAGGGCCGACUUCCAGUUCUGGGCUUUCAUGUCAAUGAUUUCUUCUUUUACCCAGCCAGUGCUGGACUUGAUGCUCUAGGACCAUUGGAGUCGAUAGGAUCAGUAGGAGUGAGGAAUUUCAUCCUCUGUAAGAAGCAAAAACAGCCACUGAUGACAGAAGGAAGGGCAAAUGGGAUUGCUCAGAAUGGGAAAAAGGGCUGGAAGGCAUGGCUGACUAAGUCAUUUAGCUUCAAGAUUCAUUCCCAUUGAAUCACUUUCCUGUGUCUUUGUUAAUUGUGAUUUCUUCAAGCACUUGUAUGUUGCGAUGAGUAUGAUAAUUACAUUAAUAAAUGAUGUAAACAUGCAUCAAUUCCUUAUUUAACUCAAA